AGGUUGUUCGAUACUUCGUACGGUAUGACGGUGUUCAGCUUCUAAGAUAUCAAGGAAGAUCUGGAAUUGAUGACUCGAUGUUCCCCAGAGUUUAUUGUCUUUUUGGUGUGGCUUCUCUUUUUGGUAGCCUACGGUACACUUUCAAAAUCAGAUCGAAAAGAGAAGUCGAAAAAGUUUCAUGAAACGGAGCAAAGACAAAAGGAUGGAAGCAACGUUGUAAAGCUACGACAACAUUUCGAGGAUAAUGGCGGGAAGGCAGCUGUUUUAAAUAUACUUAGUGAGCAUCAUAAUUUGUGCGUGGAGGAGAGGAAAUUCAACCAUCCUGUGCUGGCAUAUGUUACUCCGUGGAAUAAUGGUGGAUAUGACAUUGCAAAAUGGGCAGCUCGAAAAUUCACUCACAUCUCUCCUGUCUGGUUCCAGUUUAACCUCGAUGUGAAACAACGGAAAACAUGCACUAUUCUUGGAACUCACGAUAUGGAUAAACAAAUCAAGUUUAUGCCACGUUUUGUCCUCGAUGGAUCAGUACCUGGAAUUAUUGAACAGUUUUUAUAUAAUGAAAAAUGGCAAACGAAUUGUGCUCAACUAAUUGUCAAUUUCAUAAAGAAAACAAGAUGCAUGGGGCGGUCAUAGAAGUAUGGCUUCAGGUUUUGUCAUUGGUUCAAAAAGAAGUGAAAGAGUGCGUAUGUUUUCCUUACAUCUGUGACUUUUUUUUU
Loa loa (African eye worm) is the source of this 713-nucleotide messenger RNA. RefSeq lists its product as hypothetical. NCBI's taxonomy places the organism in Eukaryota, Metazoa, Nematoda, Chromadorea, Rhabditida, Onchocercidae. Bases 70 to 630 code for a protein of 186 amino acids. Gene Ontology annotation, cellular component: extracellular region. The transcript has 5 exons. The record is from RefSeq and is a predicted model, not a curated record. Gene Ontology annotation, molecular function: oligosaccharide binding.